AUGUCACAGAAACGUCUUCUUAAGGAGCUCAAACAGCUAAAUAAACACCACCCGUCGCUUACAAAUGCCCAGAUCAUGAGCAUAGAGCCUCGCAGUGAGGACUCGCUUUAUCUCUGGAGAGCAGUCAUAGCAAAACCAACUAAAGCUGAUAGUGAAUGGUACUAUAAUGGCCAGUGGACGCUUGAAAUAUCUGUCGCUGAAGACUACCCCAAGAGCCCGCCGGCGGUGAUCUUUUCCCGCCAGACGCCGAUUUGUCAUCCCAACAUCAACAUCGAAACAGGCGAGAUUUGCUUGGAUAUCUUGAAGGAUGAGAGCUGGCUGCCAGCAUGGAACUUGGAGCACAUUGUUGUGGCCAUUUUGAUGCUUAUAGACGACCCAGAGCCAGACUCGCCGCUUAACAUCGACCUGGCGAACCUAUUCCGUUCAGAUAAGGCUGCGUUUGAGUCGGUGGUUCAGUAUAACAUCUGGCGCCAUGGUACGUUCUUUGAAGGUACGAAAGAGCCUUCCGGAGUGAAGCUGCACGCUAUUAUUGCGUACGAUGUCAGUUCCGAAGAGGAGGAUGAGCCUGAUCUGGAAGAAGAGCAAGAUAGAAGUCUGGACAGAAGGGAGACUUCCAGGGGCAGUGGUUACGGCGGCGGAAGCAUAUCUGAAAGCUACCAGAACCUCAGUAUAAGUGGUGGUCUGAGCAGCAACGGCGCUACGGAAGAAAGCGAAGCUGAAGUGAUUGCUCGUCAUGAAGAAGAAAGGAUAGAGAAUGAUAAACAGAUCCACGAGCUAGGCGAGAAAGUGACUCAGGAGUUCAUUGACAAAGCCAACGAAGUAGGCGCCAGCUCACCGAUCUGCCCCAGCGAGACCUUCCAGCUGAUGUACAUGCAAAGCGUCCACCAACAAGUGGCCCACAAUGUGCUGAAGCAAGUGGAAGAGAUCUGUCAUAAAAAUGCGAGUUCUCCCCAGCCCAAAAUUGUCACAACCCUUACCAAGUACCCGCAAGAAGAUGUGGAAAAAGUUAAAGAGAGGUUUCUCCGCCAAGUCGACAGACAAGUCGACGAAAUUAGACGCCUCCACGAGCGCAGACAGGCUGUCGCCUGA
Messenger RNA from Candidozyma haemuli, 1089 nucleotides. RefSeq names its product E2 ubiquitin-protein ligase peroxin 4 (gene PEX4). The record is from RefSeq and is a predicted model, not a curated record. NCBI's taxonomy places the organism in Eukaryota, Fungi, Ascomycota, Pichiomycetes, Serinales, Metschnikowiaceae. The transcript has a single exon. The coding region runs from base 1 to 1089 and encodes 362 amino acids.